CUCCGCUCCCCCUUCCAGUCCGCGACGACUGGCUCUUGACCCCGUUCAGGCCUCGGUGAAGGAUUUUGGUUACUCCCUUUCCACCCCAUACCCUAAUUUUAUUCUUUUGAAGAGUCUUCAUUUCAAGCUGCCAAGGUGGAGAGUGUGAUUGCAGAAGGGAGUACUCUUCAUUUCAGGUGUGCCAUACCUGAGAGCACCAGGAAGUCGCAUGAGAGAUCACCUGAUACACGAACGUGUGAUGUUCCAUCUACGCAUUGAUGCAUAGGCAGCAUUUACAAAUUAACUGAUGUGUUGCUCUAUAUCAUCUCUUUGAUGAUUGCUCAUCUUCUGUGUAUCCUGUCAUAUAAUUUCAAUACAUCUGUGAUACUCAAUGUUUAUUCUAAAUUAACCAUGUUUUGUACCACAAACACAUUGCCUAUGGAUCUGUUGCUGAAACAAGGAAGCCUUAAACAGGAAGUAGAAUCUUUUUGUUAUCAAAUUGUGUCUGAAUCAAACGAUCAAAAGGUUGGAAUAUUACAAAGCGAGAAUGAACAGUUGCAACCUUCAGUGUCUAAAAAAUCAGAAGGUGAGCUUUCCAGGGUCAAAUUUAUGUCCAGUUCCAACAAAAUAACAACAUUUAGUAAGAAACCAAAAAGAAGAAAAUAUGAUGAAAGUUAUCUGUCUUUUGGAUUUACUUACUUUGGGAAUAGAGAUGCGCCUCAUGCUCAGUGUGUGUUAUGUAAGAAAAUUCUAUCAAAUAGUUCUUUGGCCCCUAGUAAGCUUCGAAGACAUUUGGAAACUAAACAUGCUGCCUAUAAAGACAAAGACAUAAGCUUUUUCAAGCAACAUCUUGAUUCACCUGAAAAUAAUAAACCUCCAACACCUAAAAUUGUCAAUACAGAUAAUGAAAGUGCUACAGAGGCAUCAUACAAUGUAAGUUACCAUAUAGCCCUGAGUGGAGAGGCUCAUACUAUUGGAGAAUUGCUUAUCAAGCCUUGUGCAAAAGACGUUGUGAUGCGGAUGUUUGACGAACAGUAUAGCAAAAAAAUAGAUGCAGUACAACUAUCAAAUAGUACUGUUGCACGUCGGAUUAAGGAUCUUGCUGCUGACAUUGAAGAAGAGCUUGUAUGUAGACUGAAAAUUUGUGAUGGGUUUUCACUGCAACUAGAUGAAUCAGCUGAUGUUUCAGGACUUGCAGUGCUGCUUGUGUUUGUUCGUUACAGGUUUAAUAAAUCUAUUGAGGAAGACCUACUCUUAUGUGAGUCUUUGCAAAGUAAUGCUACUGGUGAAGAAAUUUUCAACUGCAUCAACAGUUUUAUGCAGAAACAUGAAAUUGAAUGGGAAAAAUGUGUUGAUGUUUGUAGUGAUGCUUCUAGGGCAAUGGACGGGAAAAUUGCUGAGGCGGUCACCUUGAUAAAAUAUGUGGCUCCCGAAAGCACCAGUAGUCACUGCCUAUUAUAUAGACAUGCACUAGCAGUUAAAAUAAUGCCUACAUCUCUGAAAAAUGUGCUAGAUCAGGCAGUACAAAUCAUCAAUUACAUUAAAGCUCGGCCACAUCAGUCCAGGCUACUAAAAAUUUUAUGUGAGGAAAUGGGUGCCCAGCACACAGCACUUCUUCUGAAUACAGAGGUGAGGUGGCUUUCCCGAGGUAAAGUUCUUGUAAGACUUUUUGAGCUUCGUCGUGAGCUGUUGGUUUUCAUGGAUUCAGCUUUUCGACUGUCUGACUGUUUAACAAAUUCAUCUUGGCUGCUAAGACUUGCAUAUCUUGCAGAUAUUUUUACUAAAUUAAAUGAGGUUAAUCUAUCAAUGCAAGGAAAAAAUGUAACCGUUUUCACAGUAUUUGAUAAAAUGUCAUCAUUGUUAAGAAAAUUGGAAUUUUGGGCUUCAUCUGUAGAAGAAGAAAACUUUGAUUGUUUUCCUACACUCAGUGACUUUUUGACUGAAAUCAAUUCUACAGUUGAUAAAGAUAUUUGUAGUGCCAUUGUGCAGCACCUAAGGGGUUUGCGCUCUACUCUGUUAAAAUAUUUUCCUGUAACAAAUGACAAUAACACUUGGGUUAGAAAUCCGUUUACAGUAACUGUUAAACCAGCCUCAUUAGUAGCACGGGACUAUGAGAGCCUGAUUGAUUUAACAUCUGAUUCUCAAGUGAAACAAAAUUUUAGUGAACUUUCACUAAAUGAUUUUUGGAGUAGCCUAAUUCAAGAGUACCCAAGCAUUGCGAGGCGUGCAGUUCGUGUACUUCUUCCUUUUGCUACGAUGCACCUGUGUGAAACAGGAUUUUCAUAUUAUGCCGCAACAAAAACAAAAUACAGGAAAAGACUUGAUGCUGCACCACAUAUGCGGAUUCGACUUAGUAACAUUACACCUAAUAUUAAGCGGAUAUGUGAUAAAAAGACACAAAAACACUGUUCUCAUUGAAAUUAGAGGGUUUUGCAUGUCUCUUGAUAACCAAAUAUAAGAUGAAAAUAAAAGAUGAUUUCAUCUCCAGU
Canis lupus familiaris (dog) is the source of this 2468-nucleotide messenger RNA. RefSeq names its product zinc finger BED-type containing 5 (gene ZBED5). NCBI's taxonomy places the organism in Eukaryota, Metazoa, Chordata, Mammalia, Carnivora, Canidae. The record is from RefSeq and is marked validated. The coding region runs from base 313 to 2397 and encodes 694 amino acids. Gene Ontology annotation, molecular function: DNA binding. The transcript has 3 exons.